AAAAAAAUUGUAUGUACUUUAUUUUACAGACUACAGCCAAAUGUUGAUACUCGGCAAAAACAGCUGACAGCCUGGUGCUCCCUGGCACUGUCUUACUGUCGCCAUCAGAAACUCUACACCCUAGAUAUAACGGAGGCCCAAGAGAGUCCAGUCUUCAACAACAAGAAAAUACAGAGGAAACUCUCAACAGAUACCAUUCAGGUUAUAUUUGAAGAGCUCAGAAAAAAAGGGAACCUGGAGUGGAUAGAUAAAAACAAAACACGUUGUUUGAUAAUGUGGAGGCGACCAGAAGAAUGGGGAAAACUUAUAUAUCGAUGGGUUUCAAAUAAUGGAAUGACAAACUCAGUGUUCACAUUGUAUGAGCUCUCAAAUGGAGAUGACACUGAAAAUGAAGAAUUCCAUGGUUUGGAGGACUGGAUGCUGCUGAGGUCACUUCAGGCCUUACAGCUGGAAAGCAAGGCAGAAAUUAUUACUCUCAACGACAGCAAAGGGGUCAAGUUCUUUUGAUGAUGUUCACGUGACUACAGACGAACUGUACUGAUUACCUGAGUGGUUAUUGUAUUCGUUUCAUUUGGUGGCGGUGGUGGGAAAGCCAGUUCUGUUGGAAGGCUUGUGUUUAUAAUAUUAAGCUAAAGCCUUUUUUUUAUAUACAGAAUAUAUUAUAAAACUUGAAUGAUGUCAGACUCCCAGCUGCAAUAAAAGUAUUUCCCAGCGCCACCAAAAAUCUAAAAGACACCUUCUUUGUUUGUGCUUGUUCUGCUGCAGAUACUGGGGGUUUAGUUAGACUCAUUGAAAAAGCAACGGGGAGAUAAAACUUCAUAAUGGUUAAUCAUGCUUAAUGGGAGCUGGUGGAAGCUAACUGCUGUACAUUUGUCAAUUUGUAAAAAAACACUUCAUAAUGUUUUUGCAGCCUUUAUGUUGUCUGUGGUGUUUAACAGAAGUAAAUGUUCAUAGUGGUCACUAUAAAUAGGUGGUCUUUAAAAAGGGCAGUCAACAGUAGCAGCAGUAAUAUAGUGGGGCAUUUUUGUUUCUCCAGUUUUUACUCUUAACUCCUACUUUUUUGAAAGGAGAGAAUUCCUUUGUAAUGUUACAAAUCUGAGAAACAGCAUGAGAGUGGUUGAUUAAAAGACACACACACACACACACACAUAUAUAUAUAUAUAUAUAUAUAUAUAUAUAUAUAUAUAUAUAUAUAUAUAUAUAUAUAUAUAUGGUACUGUAUUUUAAUUUCAAUAGGUUAAAACCAGUCAGCUUUUUAUUUGCUUUAGGCUGUCAAUAUGUCUCUAGGGCUUCUAAGGAAGUCUUAAGCCUACUUAAAUGAUGUCUUAAAAGUUAGAUUCAUGUAAAAAAAAAAAAAAUCUCUAGAAAUUUGUACCACCUGAAAUAAUGAAAUUCUUGGUAGUGUGUUUUUCCCCAUUUUUUCUGAUAGCCUUCUGAAUUUCCACUUUCCCAAUGCAUUGCUGUUGAGAGGAUGUUGAGCUUUAAGUAGCGAUGCGUGUAGAGGGCUAUAUUCAAAUAGUGUCUGUCUGCCAAACCACACUAUACAGCAUGCAUUCUCUCGCAAGUCAUUACACGUUUUACUUGUCCUGUAAAAUGAUAAAUGAUGGCAUAUAAAAUAUAUAGAACUGCUACUGUUCUUUGCGUGCUUUGAUGGGGGGGUGGGAAUACGAACAGGCACACAAUUAAAACCGUUUGUUUUAUUUAUUUUGUUUUUUUUUCUUUGCUGUAAAUCGUUGCAAAUUUGUUCUCUGUUGCUUCUUCACCUACUGUAUGUGUUAGGGAUAUAUCGGGUGUUUAUAACCUUGCAACUUAAAAGGUUAAUUUUACAAACAAUAUUUCAUUAAAUAAAAACUGAAACGAAAAUGCUUUCAUGUCUAA
This is a messenger RNA of Polyodon spathula (Mississippi paddlefish), 1878 nucleotides long. Its product is annotated as vacuolar protein-sorting-associated protein 25-like. The record is from RefSeq and is a predicted model, not a curated record. Gene Ontology annotation, molecular function: structural molecule activity; protein homodimerization activity. Gene Ontology annotation, cellular component: ESCRT II complex. The annotation marks the transcript as partial. The transcript has 5 exons. Lineage: Eukaryota; Metazoa; Chordata; Actinopteri; Acipenseriformes; Polyodontidae. Gene Ontology annotation, biological process: protein transport to vacuole involved in ubiquitin-dependent protein catabolic process via the multivesicular body sorting pathway.